GCCGCGUGGAGGCGGUAGGCUGAUGGAGGUCAGUGAGGGUGAUCGCCGCAGCAGUCUGGCGUCCUGGAGAGACUGGGCUUCUGAACGGAACAAGACUGGCAGACUUGCCCAAAGAAACGUCAUGUGGUUAUGUAGAAUGUUCUCGAAAAAGGACUUUGGAGUCACCUACUAGGAGUCUUCCCUCCCUCCCUCCCUCUUCCCUGCAUCAUGGCCGUUCGCCUGAUGAAGCGGUGUACCUGCCUGCUUCGAGAGGCUACCCGCCUAGUUCCUACUGUUGCCCCAGUUGGCCGACUGAGACUUGCUGGAGUGUCCUGCAAGACUUUGACGUCCUCUGUCAGUUCCCCCUCCUCAGGCUCCUUGACGGAGCUGUUGGGGAAAGAGCAGGUGUUUACUCCGUACCCAGAGCACCAAGAGGUGGACUUCCUCAUUGAGAAAGCCUCCAGACCAGAGCAGCUGCUGGAGCUGCUGGGUGCUGACCACAGCCUGCACCACAAUCACGCGGCCCUCAUCCUCAUCCGCCUGUCCUACCUGCUGUCUGAGAAGCCAAAGGAAAAGGCCUUGCUUGCAGAGGAUGCUCGCUUUCAGCGACUUGUCAAGCUAGUUGACAGUCAGAUAACUUCUGUCUGGCAUGGGACCCUUGUGAAGCUGCUGCGGAGCCUGUACACACUAGUGCUUCCUCAGAUCUCCAAGGAGCUGCAGUCAGUGGAGCAGGAAGUGCGCUGGCGUCUGCGGAGGCUCAAGUACAAGCACUUGGUCUUCCUGGCUGAGUCCUGUGCCUCCUUCAUGAAGGAGCAACACUCGAAGGAACUGCUGGCCGAGCUGCUAAUGCACCUGGAGAGGCGCUGGACAGAGAUCAGCGACAGCCGUACACUGGUGACCUUGAUGACAAUGGCAGGGCACCUCUCAGAGUCACUCAUGAACCACCUAGAAGACAAGGGGCUGCACUGGAUGGGACCCCUGCCCCCAGCUCAUCCCAACCAUCUCAGCUGAUCCCUGCGCGGCUGUGGUUGACAGUGCCUGGAGCUGGUGGAGCAGUUUGGCCCUGAUGAGCUGCGGAAGGUGCUAGUGACGCUGGCAGCACAGAGCCGGCGGUCGGUGCCCUUGCUGCGGGCCAUCUCCUACCACCUGGUACAGAAGCCCUUCCCGAUGACAAAAGGCAUGCUCCUGGACCUGGCCUACGCCUAUGGGAAGCUCAGUUUCCACCAAACCCAAGUGUCCCAGCGCCUGGCUGCUGACCUCCUGCCCUUCAUUCCCAGCAUGACGCCUGGAGAGGUGGCCCGCUGCGCCAAGUCCUUUGCCUUCCUCAAGUGGCUCAACCUGCCUUUGUUUGAAGCCUUUACUCAGCACCUCCUCAGCAGAGUGCAGGAUGUCUCCCUGUCCCAUGUGUGCAGUGUUCUUCUUGCCUUUGCCCGACUGAACUUUCAUCCUGAACAAGAAGAGGAUCAGUUCUUCAGCAUGGUGCAUGAGAAGCUGGACUCCGCGCUGGGGAGCCUGGAGCCAGCCCUGCAGGUGGACCUGGUGUGGGCACUGUGUGUGCUGCAGCACGUGCACGAGACAGAGCUGCACACAGUUCUCCAUCCUGGACUCCACGUGCGCUUUCUAGAGAGCAAGUCUCCAAAGGACCAGAGUACCUUCCAGAAAUUGGUCCACAUCAACACCACCGCCCUGCUGGAGCACCCUGAAUAUAAAGGCCCUUUCCUGCCAGCCUCAGCUGUAGCCCCCAUCUCCUCACCCUCUAAUAAAAAAAUGACACCCCUACAGAAGGAGCUGCAGGAGACACUGAAGGCACUGCUGGGGAACACUGACAAGGGCAGCCUGGAGGUGGCCACACAGUAUGGCUGGGUGCUGGAUGCAGAGGUGCUCCUGGAUGCCGACGGCCACUUCCUGCCCCUAAGAAACUUCGUUGCUCCUCACCUUGCCCAGCCAGUGGGGAACCAGCCAUUGCCCCCAGGAGCUAAAAGGAUCGCUUUCCUGCGCUGGGAGUUCCCCAACUUCAACAGCAGGAGCAAGGACUUGCUGGGCCGUUUUGUCCUGGCCCGGCGACAUGUGCUGGCUGCAGGCUUCCUGGUAGUAGACGUCCCAUAUUAUGAAUGGCUGGAUCUGAAGUCUGAAUGGCAGAAGAGCGCCUACCUCAAGGACAAGAUGCGAAAAGCAAUGGCUGAGGAGCUAGCCAAAUGACCUUACCCAUCAGUUCAGACUGCUCCCAAAGACCUGACUGCUCAGGAACCCAGCAGUGAGUGCUGGGCAGGCCAGAGUUGUCAUCCUACAUCAGAGAGAUCAACUGUCUGUAGGACGUGGUCAGAGUAGGGGGUGCUCAGCAUCUCCAAGGAACGGGGCCUAAUAAAUCCUUUGGUUUGGUGGAAGCCAGCUAUCUUCCCAGGCUCUGUAUCUAUCUCCUCUCUCCCUUAUUUUGCACACACAUACAUAUCCUCUUCCCUAGCUCUCCAGGAUUCUACCGAGUGGACUCUCCUUCCCCAGCUCCCCCAUAAUGCCUGUGUGCUGUGGCACAGCAGAGCAGGGCUGACUUGAGAGACAGAAAACCUGAGACUUAAAUGGGUAGGGUCCUGGACACUCGAGCUUCCCGGGAAAUGUACUUGGAGUGUAUAGCAGAGUUGUGAUACUGUCCUGAGAGGUUCCCCCCCCCCCCCAUGCCACUAGAGAGUAUCUGUGAAGGGGACAGGUGCUGUGAAGGCAUUUGGAAGGCCCUAGUUCUGGGACAAGAGUAAAGUCCACUUGGCUGAUGCCACGAGAUCUAUAGUCAGGCUCUCAUGACUACUACAGCCAACCCGGGGACUGCCCAUUAGGUGGAGCCCUGGAUCCCCUGCAGUCUACCUUCUACCCUCUGCAGGAGUCUCCCAUGGAUGAGGCUCGCCCAAAGGGGAGUCUUGCAAUAAAGGGGGUUCUUCCCCUACUUGGUACAUUCCUCCCAAAGCUCCAGUCGGAGUCCUCUGUGUGGCUUUGCACUUCUAUUGUCCUGACAGACUCGGUUACCACAGAGGAGAGGGAGGAGCAGAAAAGCUGCGGGAACUCUUACAGGCAGGAGCAGCUGGCCACAACGUGUCUUAAGUUGAGGUCGUUUGGUAGCGCUGACAACCCAGUUGGGGAAGUCUUGUGUAUGAGGAAAUAAAAAUUUGUGCUGCUCACCA
Molecule: messenger RNA, 3146 nt
Organism: Mus caroli (Ryukyu mouse)
Lineage: Eukaryota; Metazoa; Chordata; Mammalia; Rodentia; Muridae
Source: RefSeq, a predicted model, not a curated record